AUUGCUGACAGGCGGCCCCGUGGGCGGUGGCCAAGGCGGCGGCCGGAGCGCGAUGGCGGGGGCGGCGGGACUCACGGCAGAAGUGAGCUGGAAGGUCUUGGAGCGAAGAGCUCGGACCAAGCGCUCAGUUUUAAAAUUGCUAUAGCUUAGCCUGAGACGCUUAUGAUUAGAGCCAACAAUUUGAAAUGGCCUGCUCACCUGAUGCAGUCGUCUCUCCGUCUUCUGCUUUCUUAAGGUCUGGCUCAGUUUAUGAACCUCUUAAAAGCAUUAAUCUUCCAAGACCUGAUAAUGAAACUCUCUGGGAUAAGUUGGACCAUUAUUACAGAAUUGUCAAGUCAACAUUGCUGCUGUAUCAAAGUCCAACUACUGGUCUCUUUCCCACUAAAACAUGCGGUGGUGACCAGAAGGCCAAGAUCCAGGACAGCCUAUACUGCGCUGCUGGGACCUGGGCUUUGGCUCUUGCAUACAGGCGAAUUGAUGAUGACAAAGGAAGGACCCAUGAGCUGGAGCACUCAGCUAUAAAAUGCAUGAGAGGAAUUCUCUACUGCUAUAUGCGUCAGGCCGAUAAGGUCCAGCAGUUUAAGCAGGAUCCACGCCCAACAACAUGUCUUCACUCUGUUUUCAAUGUGCAUACAGGAGAUGAGUUGCUCUCCUAUGAAGAAUAUGGUCAUCUUCAGAUAAAUGCAGUGUCACUCUAUCUCCUUUACCUUGUGGAAAUGAUUUCCUCAGGACUCCAGAUUAUCUACAACACUGAUGAGGUCUCUUUUAUUCAAAACCUUGUAUUUUGUGUGGAAAGAGUUUACCGUGUGCCUGACUUUGGUGUCUGGGAAAGAGGAAGCAAAUAUAAUAAUGGCAGCACAGAGCUACAUUCGAGGUCUGCUGGACUUUGCUGGAGGUCCACUCCAGACCCCGUUUGCCUGGGUAUCACCAGCGGAGGCUGCAGAACAUCAAAGAUUGCCACCUGUUUCUUCCUCUGGAAGCUUUGUCCCAGAGGGGCACCCGCCAGAUGCCAGCUGGAUCUCUCCUGUAUGAGCUCGGUUGGUUUAGCAAAAGCAGCUCUAGAAGCAAUUAAUGGAUUCAACCUUUUUGGCAACCAGGGCUGUUCAUGGUCAGUUAUAUUUGUGGAUCUCGAUGCUCACAAUCGCAACAGGCAAACUUUGUGCUCGCUGUUACCCAGAGAAUCAAGAUCACAUAAUACAGAUGCUGCCCUGCUCCCCUGCAUCAGUUAUCCUGCAUUUGCCCUGGAUGAUGAAGUUCUUUUUAGCCAGACACUUGAUAAAGUGGUUAGAAAAUUAAAAGGAAAAUAUGGAUUUAAACGUUUCUUGAGAGAUGGGUAUAGAACAUCAUUGGAAGAUCCCAACAGAUGCUACUACAAGCCAGCUGAAAUUAAGCUAUUUGAUGGCAUUGAAUGUGAAUUUCCCAUAUUUUUCCUUUAUAUGAUGAUUGAUGGAGUUUUUAGAGGCAAUCCUAAGCAAGUACAGGAAUAUCAGGAUCUUUUGACUCCAGUACUUCAUCAUACCACAGAAGGAUAUCCUGUUGUACCAAAGUACUAUUAUGUGCCAGCUGACUUUGUAGAAUAUGAAAAAAAUAACCCUGGUAGUCAAAAACGAUUUCCUAGCAACUGUGGCCGUGAUGGAAAACUGUUUCUUUGGGGACAAGCACUUUAUAUCAUCGCAAAACUCCUGACUGAUGAACUAAUUAGUCCUAAAGACAUUGAUCCUGUCCAGCGCUAUGUCCCACUGAAGGAUCAACGUAACGUGAGCAUGAGGUUUUCCAAUCAGGGCCCACUGGAAAAUGACUUGGUAGUUCAUGUGGCACUUAUAGCAGAAAGCCAAAGACUUCAAGUUUUUCUGAACACAUAUGGUAUUCAAACUCAAACUCCUCAACAAGUAGAACCCAUUCAGAUAUGGCCUCAGCAGGAGCUUGUGAAAGCUUAUUUGCAGCUGGGUAUUAAUGAAAAGUUAGGACUCUCUGGAAGGCCAGACAGGCCCAUUGGCUGCCUCGGUACAUCAAAGAUUUAUCGCAUUCUAGGAAAGACUGUGGUUUGUUACCCGAUUAUUUUCGACCUAAGUGAUUUCUACAUGUCUCAGGAUGUUUUCCUGCUGAUAGAUGACAUAAAGAAUGCGCUGCAGUUCAUUAAACAAUAUUGGAAAAUGCAUGGACGUCCACUUUUCCUUGUUCUCAUCCGGGAAGACAAUAUAAGAGGUAGCCGGUUCAACCCCAUAUUAGAUAUGCUGGCAGCCCUUAAAAAAGGAAUAAUUGGAGGAGUCAAAGUUCAUGUGGAUCGUCUACAGACACUAAUAUCUGGAGCUGUAGUAGAACAACUUGAUUUCCUACGAAUCAGUGACACAGAAGAGCUUCCAGAAUUUAAGAGUUUUGAGGAACUAGAACCUCCCAAACAUUCAAAAGUCAAACGGCAAAGCAGCACCCCUAGUGCUCCUGAACUGGGACAGCAGCCAGAUGUCAACAUUAGUGAAUGGAAGGACAAACCCACCCAUGAAAUUCUUCAAAAACUGAAUGAUUGCAGUUGUCUGGCUAGCCAAGCCAUCCUGCUGGGUAUACUGCUCAAAAGAGAAGGCCCCAACUUCAUCACAAAGGAAGGUACCGUUUCUGAUCACAUUGAGAGAGUCUAUAGAAGAGCUGGCAGCCAAAAACUUUGGUCGGUUGUACGCCGUGCAGCAAGUCUUUUAAGUAAAGUAGUGGACAGCCUGGCCCCAUCCAUUACUAAUGUUUUAGUGCAGGGCAAACAGGUAACUCUGGGUGCCUUUGGGCAUGAAGAAGAAGUUAUCUCUAAUCCUUUGUCUCCAAGAGUGAUUCAAAACAUCAUCUAUUAUAAGUGUAACACCCAUGAUGAGAGGGAAGCGGUCAUUCAGCAAGAACUGGUCAUCCAUAUUGGCUGGAUCAUCUCCAAUAACCCUGAGUUAUUCAGUGGCAUGCUGAAAAUACGAAUCGGGUGGAUCAUCCAUGCCAUGGAGUAUGAACUUCAGAUCCGUGGCGGAGACCAGCCAGCCUUGGACUUGUAUCAGCUGUCACCUAGUGAAGUUAAACAGCUUCUGCUGGAUAUUCUGCAGCCUCAACAGAAUGGAAGAUGUUGGCUGAACAGGCGUCAGAUCGAUGGGUCUUUGAAUAGAACUCCCACCGGGUUCUAUGACCGAGUAUGGCAGAUUCUGGAGCGCACGCCUAAUGGGAUCAUUGUUGCUGGGAAGCAUUUGCCUCAGCAACCAACCCUGUCAGAUAUGACCAUGUAUGAGAUGAAUUUCUCUCUCCUUGUUGAAGACACGUUGGGAAAUAUUGACCAGCCACAGUACAGACAGAUCGUUGUAGAGUUACUUAUGGUUGUAUCCAUUGUACUGGAAAGAAACCCCGAGCUAGAAUUUCAAGACAAAGUAGAUCUAGACAGACUGGUCAAAGAAGCAUUUAAUGAAUUUCAAAAAGAUCAGAGUCGGCUAAAGGAAAUUGAAAAACAAGAUGACAUGACUUCCUUUUACAACACUCCUCCCCUGGGAAAAAGAGGAACAUGCAGCUAUUUGACAAAGGCGGUGAUGAAUCUGCUGCUGGAAGGAGAAGUCAAGCCAAACAAUGAUGACCCGUGUCUGAUUAGCUAGUGGGGAAGGUGUAGGAAGCUCUGUUGAGACACAUGUUCUGAAGUGUGUUGUGUUUCAUGUUCAAGCUUAAUCAAGGCAGCCAUUAAUAUACGAACUGAGCAUGCUGGGGAGGUGAAUGCCACAUCCUUGGCGGGGUUAUGGACCUCUUGCAUGUCAUAGCCAAUCUAAUGGUAAUGGUAAAUGCUUUUAAUCAAGCAGGAAAAAGUUCUCAUGAUUAUGCCAACUACAAUAGUAAUCCUCACUGAGUGAUAAAAAUAGUUUAUGAAUUGAAAAUUUGCCACUGCAUGUUUUAUGAUCAAAUAGUUCAUCAAAAUGAAUCUUUGCUCUUUGGACUGAAUUCUUACCAUACUGCCAUUAAAAUAAAUUUGCCAACUAGUAAUGCAUACUGGAAAUCAAAAGAUAUUGAAAGAAUGGUGAACUUCUCUUAGUGGUAUUGUCAUGCUAAAAGAUGUUAAUGUACAUCAUAAAAGCAAAGUCAGCCAGCUGAUAUUUUGGUUCUCAAAAACUGCAUUAUUAAUAAUAUUUUAGUAUACAGAGCUAUUCUACAGUUUUUACAUUGUAAACAUGACUAUGGUUUUGUAUUUGCUAAAUAUAGGGGUUGGACUAAAAUAUAAUAAAUCUGUACCUUAUCAAA
Molecule: messenger RNA, 4239 nt
Organism: Gorilla gorilla gorilla (western lowland gorilla)
Lineage: Eukaryota; Metazoa; Chordata; Mammalia; Primates; Hominidae
Gene: PHKB
Product: phosphorylase kinase regulatory subunit beta
Exons: 33
Coding region: 186-3605 (1139 amino acids)
Biological process (GO): glycogen metabolic process
Cellular component (GO): phosphorylase kinase complex
Molecular function (GO): calmodulin binding
Source: RefSeq, a predicted model, not a curated record